CAGCUCGGCUGGGGAAUACAGUACUGUGCAGCGUGGCCGCCAUAUUUGUUGGGUCUUUUGAUCUAAAGCAGAGCGAGCAUUAUGCCGGUAUAUUGUGUGGCCUUUGGUUGCUAUAACCGGCGCAAUACUGAAACCAGAUCGCGUGGGAUUACCUUUCACAAGUUUCCCAGUAACAUAGACUUGAGGAGGCAAUGGGAAUUUGCAAUAAAAAGGGAGCGUUUUGUUGCUUCUCAGUCAUCCAAGCUUUGUAGCGAGCACUUCGAGCCAGAUGACUUCGACAGGACGGGUCAGAUUGUCCGGCUCAGAGAUGGUGCGAUCCCGUCUGUCUUUAACCUCUCAUCUCAUCUUCAAAAACCUGCAGCAGUAAGGAAUGCCAAAAAUUCAAAGAAAGCUGAAGAGAGCCUACCAUUGGACCUUUUUCAGAAUUCCCCUGAAAGUGAACCUCAGCCCAGUGAUGACCACUCCUAUGCAUUGCCCGAUUCACCCACUCAUCUAAAAGCCAGACUCCGUGAAGCUUUGCGUAAAGUGGAGAGUCUAGAGCGGGAGAAGCUGAACGCAGAGGCCCGAGAACGGAGAGCACAGAAAACCAUAAAGAUUCUUCUGGAGGAUCUGAAGAAAAAGAACCUUAUAAAUGAGGAGUUGAAAGAAAAGCUUGACUUCUACUCAGAUCUUCAGCUAGACCUCUUUUCAAAGCGGGGCUUUGAAACCAGAUCACUGACGGAACAAAGAGAGUUCGCCCGGACACUUCACCUCCACGGUCCGAAAGCAUACAAUUACUUGAGAGAUUCUCUGCAUCUUCCCCUGCCACAUCCAAAGACACUGGUUUUGAAAGCUCUGGGAAAAAAGGAAAGAAAGAAAAAGUGCCCAAAAAAGGGAUCCGAGGGUUGAAGCGAUUAAAAAGCUAAGUUGGUUGUAGCUCCCCGGCUCCAAACAUGUGUAUAUAUGUACAUUCUUCAAAUGAACAAUAAAACUUUUCUUAAUUGCAAUAAAAAAGGAAUUUAUUUAUCCGGUUUUAUA
Astyanax mexicanus (Mexican tetra) is the source of this 1017-nucleotide messenger RNA. RefSeq names its product THAP domain-containing protein 6. Lineage: Eukaryota; Metazoa; Chordata; Actinopteri; Characiformes; Acestrorhamphidae. Bases 82 to 888 code for a protein of 268 amino acids. The record is from RefSeq and is a predicted model, not a curated record. The transcript has 5 exons.